This is a messenger RNA of Peniophora sp. CBMAI 1063, 873 nucleotides long. The record is from the annotation of a GenBank genome assembly. Lineage: Eukaryota; Fungi; Basidiomycota; Agaricomycetes; Russulales; Peniophoraceae.
AUGUUCUCUCUCACCAAGCGACUUUCGAGGACAGCUACCCUCUCUGCAAAGACAUUUACCUCGUCUGCAUCGCUCAGAAUGAAAGUCGUACCAGUACCUGUCCGCGAGGAUAACUACGCGUACCUGCUCAUCGACGACAAGUCGAACAAAGCGGCCGCCGUUGAUCCUUACACCGUCUCAAAGGUGAAGGCGGCCGCAGAUCAGCUCGGGGUAGAGAUUGUUGCUGCUAUUACUACACACCACCAUCACGACCAUAGCGGAGGAAACAAGGACUUCGCAGCAACGUACCCAAAUGUGCCGAUCUAUGCAGGAAGCUCCCAGGCUCUUGCUAUGACCGACAAGGUCAGCGAUAAGACAGAGUUUACCAUCGGCGACAACAUCCACGUCAAGUGCUUGGCGACACCAUGCCACACACAAGACUCCAUCUGCUACUAUGCAACUGACAAGACCUCUCCCGACCAACCUGGGAACGUCUUCACUGGAGAUACGCUCUUCAUCGCUGGCUGCGGUCGUUUCUUCGAAGGCACUGGAGAGGAGAUGCACAAGGCUCUUUCGUAUUUGGGUACACUCCCGGACAAGACCAUUGUCAAUAAUGGUCACGAAUACACCGCAAGCAGCCUCAAGUUUGCCCUCUCCGUGGACCCAGAUAACGCUGGGCUGGCUCGCCUACGCAAGAUCGUCGAGGAUAAUGCUGUCACUACUGGGUUGACCACUAUUGGCGACGAGAAAGAGUGGAACCCUUUCAUGCGUCUGGCAAGCGAGCCAGUGAAGAGUGCGACCCAAGCUACAUCCAGCUCCACGGAGAGCGAGAUCAUGGACAAACUACGGACCAUGAAGAACAAUUUCAGAGGUCGUCCGCAAGUCAUGUUGUAA